Messenger RNA from Blastomyces gilchristii SLH14081, 3342 nucleotides. RefSeq lists its product as uncharacterized. The record is from RefSeq and is a predicted model, not a curated record. The transcript is spliced from 4 exons. The coding region runs from base 1 to 396 and encodes 131 amino acids. Lineage: Eukaryota; Fungi; Ascomycota; Eurotiomycetes; Onygenales; Ajellomycetaceae.
AUGUCAUAUGUACCUUGUGUGGCCUGUAACUGGGGAAAGUCCAGAUUCACCGGGAUUAGUCGCUUGCAAAUGAACCAAAGGCCGGGAAAUUCAAUUUCAACGACACAGUUAAACAUUAAACAUUCCAAGCACAACAAACGCCUCUUCGAACGUGGGAAUCUAGCAGACAGGCAAUCGAUACCCGUUUCUUGGAGCAGGUGGAGAUUUGCGCAGAUGUUGGGGCCGACCAACAACCGGAAUUUAUCGAGAGCGAUGAACAAUGAAAAUGUUAUUCCCCCCGCAUCACCUAGCAUUACGAUCCGUGCUCAGUGGACCCUAAGAGCCGGGAUAGUGUUUGUGGAGAGACUCAGCGGUUUAUGGGAGGGAUUGGGAAAUACAAAUCGAGGAGUUGGAUAAGACUGGGUUGAGAUGCCCGGGACCAAGCAUCGUGUAUACGGUUGACCACCCUUCACUCCCCCGGAUGUAGAAACCUGAAGAAGGCAUGAUACCAAAUGCUGGAAGCUACUGGGCCCGCACGACAUGCAAUCAAUGUGUCUUGAUCUGCGGCGCUGCCACUUCCUACAUACGGGAAUAUGUCUGGAAGGCCCCAGCUGGGAUUCCUGCAUAAACAGCUCCUGGUUUGUUGCGGCCACGGGGGGUGUUUUUUGAUGGGGAGGUUUUCUCCCUAUGCCUGUUUUCUCUUUUUCCUUGAUUUUUUUUGCUGUUAAGUUCUAUGCUGCAUCCGUCGUCUGUGCAUGUAUCACAUGGUAUGAUCCACGGUUUUGCGCCCGGACCAGAUGGAUAACGGGCUGUCACAGAACCCUCGUGUUAAGGUGAGUGAGAGGAGCUAACAGCCCAUGCGAGGUGGCGCAUGUGGUCGUGAUGGGCUUAGCUCUGCUUUUCGCUUCGAUCGACAUGUUUCAGCAUCUGGCUGGCACGUUAUAUGGACGUCGGCUCUCUGCGCUUUGAAAAGGCUAUGAAACCGCGAGCAUCCUGCAUUUCUAACCCGAAGCCAACCCGCACACGCCGUACUCUGCGAAAGCGUCGACCGUGUGAUUACAUGAGGAUGCAAUCUUCGGUUUGGGUGCAAUACCUUCUAAAUAAACUGGUCUGUAUAUGACCUGUUAUCUACCGGCAAAAGCAUCUCCAGUAAAGCCAGGAUCCAGAACACCACAACUUCUUGGGCAUACAGUCUAAUUCCCCCCAUGGGUCCCCCGUCAUUCCCACUCCACUGGCGGCUUUCCACUCUGGGGAAUGUAUCAAAUUAUUGCAUAGUGUCGGGGUUCAAGGCGUCUAGUUGCGUGCUGUCGUGGUAGCUAUUCUCCUACGACGCAUAAUGCCAUGACUAAAGCCACGUGCAAGUGACUGAAGGCAUUACAACAAACAAUAUAACCAAUCCACCGGAGUAUUUACAGUUUCAGUAUUCUACUUUCCUUUGAACAGAUCCCCGAAUUGUACUGGGUAUCCCCCUUGCAAUCGCUGCCUUCACUGUUGCCCUAUCUUCAAUCUACAAGCUCCGGAAUGAAUAUAUAAACCUGCCUUAUUUCUCUUUUUCCUCUGCCUUCUGUUUCUCUUUCUUCAAACAUCAGUUACCAGAGUUCCAAACAGCGUCCCAAUAUUUCAACUACCAAAUUUCGCAAGAGGAUUAUCCGUCCCUCGCACUUCCAAACAAACUACCUUCAAACAAAAUGUCUCCCAAUACUGCCAACAUCUCCUCCCCAAAGGUCCCAGAGACCGGCCCAGUCUUCGUCCGCAACAGCGGCGGCCAGUGCAUUGUGAUGUAGAUAUUCUAUAUCACAAUAUGUGGCAUCUGCCACGGGGGAAACAUUUUGCAGAGUGCUUCGGCCUCAGUUACAUUGAUAUAGAAAACGACCAAUUCUUUUUCCUCGCGCCAUGGAUGCAGGGUUCCUUCAGCUGUUCUUUUUGAGUUAUGCCUGUUACUUGCAUGGUUGGGAUUGCCUGUGCGAAGUUAUCGAUGAAGAAUCCAAGUUCACACUCAGAAUUGAAAGGCGGCUAGGGGAAUGAGAACUACCAAGGAGGUUAUUCGCUAUUUCCUUCCGACUGGAACUCUUUCUCGUUACCUCACCUUCAGAUUAAAGAUACGCAGAAACUAUCGAGUCCAACGUAACCCGCCGGCUAUCACAUUCUAAAACUCAGAAAAGACUACCACCGACGCAACUCUACUUCCGAACGAUCUUCGACGACCCCUUUGAGAAACGCAAAGCCCUUUGUAUCCCCCUUUGCGACCCUUGCGGGGUUGUUUACGCGAGCAUGUUUCCUCUAUCCUGUCUGAUCUUGGCUUACAGGCUCUGUGAAAUGUUGUUCCCCCCCAUUUUCCUUCUCUUGUUAUUUUCCUUUUCAUAUUCGUGAUGCGAAAGUGAUCGUAACCACCACCCAUCCUUUUCUGUUGUUAUUGUUAUUCUCCUUCAAUUUUUUUGUCAACCCCGACGGGAAUGUUGUAUUCGUACUUACAUUGGAUAUGUACUGCUUCCUGGGCCUACUUGCAUUCCUUGUUUGUCCCGAAUCACUGUUACUUUUCCCAAGGCCCACGCUCCUCGGCUUUGGUUAUGCAGUCUGGCUGAACAUUCGGAAACAUGAGGAGAGGGACCAGAAAGGAAAGAGGAAUAGGGUGGCAUCAUGGUAAUGCAUGUAUGAGUUGUUGUUGUUUGGGGGGGGGGAGAGGGGAGGGGGGGAAUGUUUAAAAGAGAAGAGAAAAAGAAAUGAGACGUGAUUUUUUUCGCCUCUCUCUCCUAUCCAACCCGGCCGUCCUCGCUCAUAAAUGCAAGUACACUUAUCGAUGAUUGUCUCCCCGUUUCUCUUCAACAUUCUCGUUUCGCAUUGUUGUUUACCCAUACCCAAUCCCAGUUUUUAUGACAUGAUGUUCCUCGCCAAGUUUCUUACGCCCAUUGUGCCAUAUCACGACGCUCUUUUUCUUUUGUCCCCCUAUUAUCUUCGGAUUGUUGUUAUUAUUUUGCCUUCUUACAUAGGGGAUAAGCUGGGUAUGUGGAUGGGCCAGUGUGGAAUUCAAGGCUCCAUGUUUUAUGUACUGUGCUGUGCUGUGCUGUGCACAAAUGACUUCAAAUGACAUGUACAUGUGAUACAUAAACAACCAUCUACUACCUACCCCACUGGCGGGUGUUGUUUAACUCCUUUACUCAUUGAAUUUUUGUAUUUUUAGUAAGCAAUGAGUGGAAUUAAUUGAGUUAGUAGAUGCAAUAUUACAUUAAAUUGGGCGGGGAAGCUUCAUUAUCUUUUUUCUCUUGCUUUCUUCCUUCCUUUUCACAUUUCUUUGUUCCCUUGCUCAUUGUAUAGUCCAAGGGUAUUUUGGGGGUCAUAAACGCAAUACAAAGACGCAGAGAGGAG